Molecule: messenger RNA, 300 nt
Organism: Perkinsus marinus ATCC 50983
Lineage: Eukaryota; Perkinsozoa; Perkinsida; Perkinsidae
Exons: 4
Coding region: 1-300 (99 amino acids)
Source: RefSeq, a predicted model, not a curated record
AUGACCGCAGCCCCACCGUUUGGGGGAUCUACGGAUGAUCAAGUCCAACAAGGAGCAUGGGAGAUAGUGGGUGCUGUCAAAGUGAAGGAUGGGCUCUUCAUAGGAGACGAGAUGGCUGCUCAGAUACCAAACCACUGGGAGCCUAUAGGAGUGGUCUAUCUCACUUAUUACUGGCUCGAUAAUGACUCCCAAGUAGUUCUAGACGCUCGGGAUGUGGUGGUCGACGAAGUCACUGCUUUUAUCGAUGAGGCUUUGGACAAUGCAGAGUCGUUGUGGAGACCGAUGGAUGGUGCGAUGUAG